AUGUCUGAAAAAAAGAUCGCUAAACGGUCGGGAACACUGACUACGGACGAAACUGCAAAACAGAUUGCACAAGCUCUCUACGAUUUAGAAAACAAUGUACCAGAAUUAAAAAAAGACUUGAAACCGUUGCAAAUUACUGAUGCCAAAGAGGUUAGUCACAAUAAUGGGACUAGGAAACCAUUUUCAAAACUUUCAAAUUCUGAACAUUAUUCACCAAUCCCUCUAACAAUGAGGGGUGGGGGUAAAAAGGCCAUUGUGAUUUUUGUGCCAGUUCCUUUAUUAAAACAAUUUCACAAGGUUCAACAAAGGCUCACCCGGGAGUUAGAGAAAAAAUUCUCAGACCGGCAUAUAGUUUUUAUUGCAGAUCGUCGUAUUUUGCGUAAACCCAGCAGAAAGUCCCGGGUUAAGCAAGCUCGUCCUCGAACCCGUACACUCACUUCGGUACAUGAAAAAUAUCUAGAGGAUUUAGUGUAUCCUACCGAAAUCGUGGGCAAAAGGACAACUGUCAAAGUUGAUGGCAGUAAAAUCAUUAAAGUAUUCCUCGAUAGUAAGGAUGCCACUUCGUUAGAGUACAAACUCGAUACUUUUAAAUCCGUUUACAAAAAUCUCACUAGCAAGGAUGUCGAAUUUAAAUUUCCCGCUCAUCAACUUGAAUAA
This is a messenger RNA of Diversispora eburnea, 657 nucleotides long. NCBI's taxonomy places the organism in Eukaryota, Fungi, Glomeromycota, Glomeromycetes, Diversisporales, Diversisporaceae. The record is from the annotation of a GenBank genome assembly.